Molecule: messenger RNA, 2334 nt
Organism: Oikopleura dioica
Lineage: Eukaryota; Metazoa; Chordata; Appendicularia; Copelata; Oikopleuridae
Source: the annotation of a GenBank genome assembly
AUGGACGAAAAUGGCAAGCCUGGAAGAGGACCAUUUUCAGAUCGCCCCGAAAUCGGCUAUCAUCUCAUCCACUCCUUUAUCUUUUUCCUUCUUGCUUUGUCGACGAUGAGAAUGAAGUACUUGUGGUCGCCGCAUGCGGCCGCUUUGAUUUGUUUAGUGUCGCUUCCGGAAAUUUGGGGAAUAUUAAAAUGGAGAGAUGGAAGAUUUUUCAUCACUGCUGCUCUUUUAUUCGGAGCCUAUUACAACAACAUUGAAGACUACACGAAGCAAACGACUAAAGAGCUCGAAUUUUACGAUCCCGACACAGUAGAGCUCAUGGAAUGGGGAGCCCAGCAGCCGAGAGAUACAGUCUUUUCGGGAUCUAUGCAGCUCAAUGCUGGCGUCCGGCUCAGCACCUGGAGAGCGCUCACAAAUCAUCCUCAUUACGAAGACAAGCGGUUGAGAGAAACUACUUUCGAUGUAUACCAGAUUUACGCUCAUAGAACGGCGGAAGAAGUGCUCGAGCGGCUAGGAAAAUAUGGAACGACGCAUAUUGUGGUGGAAAACUCGAUUUGCUAUCAAGGCGGUUCGAAAAAGGAUAACUGCGCGACGCCAGAUCUGAUUGACCUAGCAAAUGAUCAUCUUCAGGCUGACCGAACGACUCCAAAGGCGGGUCUGCCAGAAAGAUUUUGCAACGAAGUUCAAGUAAAUCCCUCUUAUGCAAAAUAUUUCCAGCUGGUGCUUGAGAACAAGACAUUUCGCGUCUACAAGCUGACCAACAAUGAUAAAUACGAUUUGAUGAGAUCCGAACAAAUUACACUUACUGAUAAGAAAACGUUUAACAACAGCAAAAUGCAACUGAUUUUUGAUCCUAGAGUAGAAAUAGUCAAAAUGGCGAUGAUGGAAGCACAACAACCAGCAGACAUUUUCCACCUUUCGAAGAAGGGCGACAGUGUCAUGAGCAUAAAACUCUGGCUAGAUAAUACUGAAAACGAUGUGAACCAGGUCGAUGAUCACUGGUUCACUCCCCUACACUGGGCGGCUAGAUACGGCCACAAACAAGUUGUAGAACUGCUGCUUGACCGGGGAGCCCGUGUCUCUGCCAAGAACCGAGGAGACGAUACUCCUCUUCACAAUGCCUGCCAAUGUGGUCAUCUGGAAAUUGCCAAGACCCUUAUGAGGCACAAAACGACGCUGUCCCUGCUAAAUGAGCGAAAUGAGCACGGAAAUAGCCCCCUGCACUACGCUUGCUUUGGCAACUAUCGGGAACUUGCAAUCCUGCUGUUUGAAAAUGGUGCAAAGCUCCUUCUGGAGAAUAAAUACGGACAAACGCCGCUAGAAAAAGCCAGACGUGCUCUUGCGACCGAGUUGAAAGCUAGAGCACAGCAAAUGGAUCAGCCUCUCGACGAGAGUGUCGACAGAAUCCCGUAUCAGUCGAAAACAUGGCUUGGAACGGCAAAACCUCAUACUUUUCGACUACAGGACAAACACAACGAUCUGGACAUGAAAGCACUCAACAUCAAAGCUCGCCUGGAAGACACAAAGUCCUACAGCAUUCUCAAAGGCAAAUGGAACGAUUCCGACGUUUUAGUAAAGAUCCUCAUUUUACCGAGAUCGCUUACUGUCGACUCUGACAAUGAUAAUAAACCUUUGGCUCUUUCUUCGAGGCAUCUUCGCGAAUUCCAAGAAGAAUACGCGAAAACACGAAUUUUCUCCCAUCAAAAUCUCCUUCCUGCCCUUGGAAUCGUCAGCAAAAUUCAGAACCCUCCAACGCUUGCGAUUGUUUCACAAUGGAUGCCUGUUGGAUCGCUGAACUCGGUCUUGCACGGAGGAAAGGGAAUCCCGGUGGUGGACAACAAUGCGAUUAAAAAGUUUGCCGUUGAUAUUGCGCGAGGGAUGAAGUUCUUGCAUGACAUGCAGCCAGGAUCCUCUCCAAGAUUUCGGCUGAACUCGAAGCAUGUCGUUAUCGAUGGUGAGCAAAACGCUAGGCUUGAUCUGGCAAGCUCCGACUUUUCAAUCCAGGGAAAUGAUAAGAUCUACGAUCCCGCUUGGAUGGCUCCCGAAGCUCUCGCUCCUAUCUCACCCAAAGGAAAUGAUUACAAUAGAAAGAAAGCGGACAUGUGGAGCUUCUCCAUCGUUCUUUGGGAAAUGGUCACUCACGAGAUUCCUUUCGCAGAUCUUUCAUCAAUGCAAAUUGGUAUCCAAGUUGCCCAUGAAAACUUGCGCGUGCGCAUUCCAAACGGCAUAACUCCAAAUAUGGCGGAAGUCAUCAGAAUCUGCAUGAAAGACGAGCCUUCCAAGCGACCCACCUUCGAGCAGAUCGUCCCUAUCCUUGUCAAAAUGGCUGACAACUAG